Messenger RNA from Arabidopsis lyrata subsp. lyrata, 1298 nucleotides. Its product is annotated as neuroguidin. The transcript has 9 exons. Gene Ontology annotation, biological process: maturation of SSU-rRNA from tricistronic rRNA transcript (SSU-rRNA, 5.8S rRNA, LSU-rRNA). Bases 158 to 1093 code for a protein of 311 amino acids. Gene Ontology annotation, cellular component: small-subunit processome; nucleolus. Lineage: Eukaryota; Viridiplantae; Streptophyta; Magnoliopsida; Brassicales; Brassicaceae. The record is from RefSeq and is a predicted model, not a curated record.
UCGCGUCUCCAUAAACCUUUUUAUCGUCGGGAAAUCGGUAGAGAGGGUUUCGAUUGAUUUUCCUUUCUAGCCGCCGUGACCUUUUCUCACGUUGCUCUCUGUAGCCGUCAAUUUCACUAUCUCCGACUUAUCUUCUGCCAAGUUCUGAACAAGAAUCAUGGAGGAGAUCACCAAACCUGUCCUUGUUGGAAUAAUUAAGAAAGAAGCUCCACAGCUAGCAUCCGUGUUGAGAGAUAUGAAGAAUGGUCUAGAUGGGGUUAGAAGCAAAGUUGAAGCUCUGACUGCAAUGGUAAGAGCAAACAGUUUUCCGACAGCGGAUGGGAUAAGUUAUCUUGAGGCCAAGCAUCUGUUACUUCUAAGUUAUUGCCAGGAUAUUGUAUAUUAUCUGCUAAGGAAAGCAAAAGGAUUAUCUAUUGAUGGCCAUCCUGUUGUAAGAAGCCUUGUAGAGAUACGAAUGUUUCUGGAAAAGAUUCGUCCCAUAGACAAAAAACUUCAGUACCAGAUUCAGAAGCUCACCACAGCCGGUGGGUCUGUGACAGAGCUAGCUCAAUCCGAUGGAAAGGGAUCGGGUGAUGCCCAAAAAUCUGAAGAUCUUUCAAAUUAUAAGCCUAAACCAGACUUACUUGCUGACAAAAAUGGGGAUGACCAAGAGGAUGAUGUUUAUCGACCCCCGAAAUUUGCUCCUAUGUCUAUGGAUGAUAAGACGUCAAAACAGGAAAGAGAUGCUGCCAGAAAAGAGAAACACUUAUUAAGAGAAGCCACUGGAAAUACAUACAUGAAAGAUGUGUUGGACGAUCUGGAGGACAGGCCUGAAGAGAUCAGGGACUAUUAUGGGGUUGCGAGCAAUGAGCAGAAGAGGUUUAUGGCACAGUAUGAAAGGCAACAACGGGCAGAAGAAGAGCUGUUUACCCGGGCACCUCGCAGUAAAGAGGAUAAGAAGAGAGAGAAGCGCUUGAAAUCAAGCAGCGGGUUGCUUGAACUGACCGAAGACUUUUACGAUGACAUCAAGUUCUUGGAUAAGGAUGGUGAAAAGCCAAGCUUUGGCCGUAAUAAAAGGGGAGGACAAUUCAAGAAAAGAAAGACAAGGCACUGAUAUGGAUACACCAGUGGUUCCUUUAGCUGCUUCAGUGCACCAAUUUUGUUGCCAAGAAAAAGAUCCAAAUUUUCGAUUUGCUUUUAUGAUCCUAGUUAAAUGUUGAAAGUGGUGAAAUGUGAGAACUCAGUUAUCAGUUUUAGUAUUGGUUCAUGGUCAUGCUCUUGCAGUAAAAUUCGGAAGAGACCUUUUCUCUUUAGCUAAA